AUGGAAAGCUAUUUGGAUGAGAACUUCUCAGGAGUGAAGCCAAAGCAUUCGUCGGAUGAAGUGUUGCAGAGAUGGAGGAAUCUUUGCAGUAUUGAGAAAUUGAGAAUUGCGGUAUUGGUUUCCAAAGCAGCAUUUCAAUUUAUCCAAGGUGUACCUGUCAGCGACUAUGUUGUACCUGAGGAAAUCAAAGCUGCAGGUUUUCAGAUUUGUGCUGAUGAAUUGGGAUCCAUUGUCGAAGGCCAUGAUGUAAAGAAGCUGAAAAUUCAUGGUGGGGUAGAUGGUAUUGCAGAAAAGCUAUCCACAAGUACAACCAAUGGGCUUACUGCCGACAAUAAAUUGCUGAAUCACAGACAAGAGAUUUAUGGGGUAAAUAAAUUCACUGAAACUCAAGCUCGAGGCUUCUUGGUAUUUGUUUGGGAAGCCCUUCAUGACAUGACACUCAUAAUCCUUGCUGUGUGUGCGCUUGUGUCUCUGAUAGUUGGCAUUGCAAUGGAAGGGUGGCUGGUGGCGGCCCAUGAUGGCCUUGGGAUUAUUGCUAGUAUCCUGUUGGUUGUGUUAGUCACGGCAACAAGUGAUUAUCGGCAAUCUUUACAGUUAAGGGAUUUGGACAAAGAGAAGAAGAAGAUCUCCAUUCAGGUCACAAGGAAUGGAUAUAGGCACAAAAUGUCGAUAUAUGAUUUGCUUCCUGGUGAUAUUGUGCAUCUUUCUAUUGGAGACCAGGUCCCUGCUGACGGACUUUUUGUUUCAGGAUUUUGUGUGUCAAUUGAUGAAUCAAGUUUAACUGGAGAGAGUGAACCAGUAAUGGUAAGUGCAGAAAAUCCUUUUCUGCUGUCUGGAACUAAGGUUCAAGAUGGAUCAUGCAAGAUGAUGAUUACUACUGUUGGAAUGAGAACCCAAUGGGGUAAAUUGAUGGCCACUCUUAGUGAAGGGGGAGAUGACGAGACUCCAUUGCAAGUUAAAUUUUAA
This is a messenger RNA of Vitis riparia (riverbank grape), 966 nucleotides long. RefSeq names its product calcium-transporting ATPase 2, plasma membrane-type-like. The coding region runs from base 1 to 966 and encodes 321 amino acids. NCBI's taxonomy places the organism in Eukaryota, Viridiplantae, Streptophyta, Magnoliopsida, Vitales, Vitaceae. Gene Ontology annotation, molecular function: calmodulin binding; P-type calcium transporter activity. The transcript has 3 exons. Gene Ontology annotation, cellular component: intracellular membrane-bounded organelle. The record is from RefSeq and is a predicted model, not a curated record.